Olea europaea var. sylvestris is the source of this 1382-nucleotide messenger RNA. Its product is annotated as E3 ubiquitin-protein ligase CIP8-like. Gene Ontology annotation, molecular function: ubiquitin protein ligase activity. Lineage: Eukaryota; Viridiplantae; Streptophyta; Magnoliopsida; Lamiales; Oleaceae. Gene Ontology annotation, cellular component: cytoplasm. Gene Ontology annotation, biological process: protein ubiquitination. Bases 62 to 1168 code for a protein of 368 amino acids. The transcript has 2 exons. The record is from RefSeq and is a predicted model, not a curated record.
GUGAACAGAUAAAUUUCACGUCAGAUAACAUAGACAAUGGUAUCAGCUUCUGGCUUCUGCAAUGGCAGAGGACGCCGAUCUUCACCGCUUCCACCACUGCGAACCGCCGACUCAGUCUCAACAACAACCACCACCACUAAGGCCCGUUCCCAGAAACACUACGAGGGUCCAUCAAGAACAAGAAAACCAAUAUGAUGAAUUCUAUCGGCAAGGCUCAAUUUUGUUCGAUUUUGAUUCACUGGAGCUACCAAAACCUGAAAGCUGGGGCCGCGGAUCUGCGGAUUCCUUACCUUGCCGAAAUCGCUGUGUCAGCGGUGAAGUAGAAUACGAUGAGCCAAUGAAUUUCGUCGCCGAAUUGUUCGAGUCUCGCGAAUCCCAUGUUCUGAAUGACCCAAUCUGGGAGUUCGAUUCAGGUCCGGCGGUGGAUCUGGGGAUGGAAUUUGGGUUCGGUCCGGGGCUUGGUUCCGAUACAGACCGGUCUGCAAUGGCGGUUGGUGUUGUGGGCGCGAAUUUGGAGUCAAAUUCCGGUGAAACGGAGUUAAAUUCUUGGUUUAUUGUUGAUGAUGAAGGGGUCAAUGAUUUUCGUAUUACUGAAAACGAAAGAGAAGAGCUUGAGUGGCAGGAGGUGGAUGAGAGAAUCCAAAUUCACGAGAGAGAGAAUUUUGAUUCCGUUAUCGAUCGAAUUGGGGAAAUCUUGGUUUCCUCAAAUGUUCCAUCCCCAGAAGGCGAGAAUUCAUUUUCAGACGAAGCAGAAGAUGAUGAAGAAGGAGAGAACUACGUACAGUGGGAAGUGCUCAUGACAGUGAAUAAUUUGGAAGAACAUAACAAUGGGAGUGAAGUUGCUCGUUCUGAUCUUUCAGAUGAUUAUAUUAUGACUACGGAACAAUUGGUGGAGAAUGAGAAUGCCGUAAAGUUCGGUCAUCCUGCAUCAAAAUCCGUGGUGGAGAAUUUGCCUUCAAUCGAGUUGACAGUAGACGAAGUUCGGGAGAAGAAUGAUGCAAUUGUUUGUGCAGUUUGUAAGGAGAAUGUUGCAGCUGGAGAGAAGAUGACCAGAAUGCCUUGCUUCCAUCUUUACCAUGGGGACUGCAUUUUGCCAUGGCUUGAGAUCAGGAAUACAUGCCCGGUUUGCAGGUAUGAAUUGCCCACAGACAAUGCAGAUUACGAGUAGAGGCGGAGCAAUAGGGAUGGUGAUGGAGUUGCUGGUCGCUUGUUCGACGAUUUCAGGUGAGUUAUAACAUAGAAUUUUGCUUUUGAACUCUUUCUUUUUGUAAUCUCAAUAUCAGAUUGCAAGGCAGAUGGAUUUCUUGUUUGAAUAAAUUUCUCUUAUGCUAUCACUAGAUGUUAUGGUGGAAGUGAUCAUACCUUAAUGGCUUGUUUGGUUA